AACGACACUAUGAUUUUUUGAUUUGAAGAGUAAAAAAUAGUCUGCUGUGGUUGGCCUAUAAAGACCAGCCCAAAGCCACCAACCCUGUGGCUGCCAUUGUGCCCAAUCUCUCCUCUCUCUCCUCCACUGUGUGCUCUGUGUGUGAGAGAGAAAGAGUUUGUGCCAAAAAAAUAAAAAUAAAAAUGGGAAGAUCACCUUGUUGCUCAAAAGUUGGUUUGAGGAGAGGGCCUUGGUCUACUAAAGAAGACAAUCUUCUCUCUAAUUUCAUUCUCCAAAAUGGGGAAGGCCAAUGGCGAUCUCUCCCCAAGAAAGCUGGGCUUUUGAGGUGUGGGAAGAGCUGCCGGCUGAGGUGGAUGAACUAUCUGCGGCCGGGAAUAAAGAGAGGCAACAUCAGCCAAGACGAGGAGGAUCUGAUCGUGCGCCUGCACGCCCUCCUCGGCAAUCGGUGGUCCCUAAUUGCGGGCCGCCUCCCAGGUCGAACCGACAAUGAGAUCAAGAACUACUGGAACACCCACCUUCUCAAGAAACUCCAAUCCGCGGGGCUCAGGCCCAAACCCGCACCCGACCAGCCCAGUAGGCCCACCAAACACCAGAGCCCAACCUCCCCAGAAGACAACAACAAGAAGAAGAAGAAGAAGAAGGAGGAGAAGGAGAAUGGUGAGGCAGAGGAGGAGAAGACAAAGGUGUACUUGCCGAAGCCGAUGAGGGUCUCGUCGAGGACGAGCAGCUUUGACAGCCUGGAUAGCCGGGGGCCUGCUGAGGUGGCAUCGUAUGUUCCGUGGGGCCCACUGCUCGAGCUGGAGGAGGGAUGUGGCGGCUGCUUUGUGUCGGUCUCCGGCGAGUUGGGGUUGGAGCAAGUGUACUAUGAUGAGUACUUGCAGCUGUUGUCUAUUUGAUGGUGAUAAUAAUGAAGAAACAAUAAUAUAUAUUGUCUUUGUUGUUGUGUUCUUCUUAAAGGUGGUGGUGGUGGUGUUGGUGUGGAAUUAAUUAACUUUGUUGAAUUGCAAACAUUUUUAUUUUUUUCCUCUGAUUUUGGUGGAAGGAGAUUUGUUUGUUGGUUGUGUUAAACUUAAUUAAAACUGUUUGAAAGACUUAGAAAUUCGAUCUUACACGUGUGGGCGGGGUAGUUUUAGCAGUUCGGAUCACACGCAUUUACAAGAAUUUUUACGGAUUAUGUGUUGAUUUUUGAUGGUUAAUAAAAUCCUUGUAGAAUGGUGUUCAAAGGAUAUGAUAAUAUUCAGUUCGAAAAUAUUUUGUUCGAAAAAUA
Messenger RNA from Striga asiatica, 1267 nucleotides. The record is from the annotation of a GenBank genome assembly. Lineage: Eukaryota; Viridiplantae; Streptophyta; Magnoliopsida; Lamiales; Orobanchaceae.